Rhincodon typus (whale shark) is the source of this 967-nucleotide messenger RNA. RefSeq names its product calcium homeostasis endoplasmic reticulum protein-like. NCBI's taxonomy places the organism in Eukaryota, Metazoa, Chordata, Chondrichthyes, Orectolobiformes, Rhincodontidae. The annotation marks the transcript as partial. The transcript has 4 exons. The record is from RefSeq and is a predicted model, not a curated record. Gene Ontology annotation, cellular component: perinuclear region of cytoplasm. Gene Ontology annotation, biological process: intracellular calcium ion homeostasis.
AUGAGGCCAAGCCGCCACAUUCCCUCCCUGAAAAUGUGCCAAGUGGAGGGCAAGAACCCAGUCCAGCAGGACAACGAGGACCUGGGCAGCAUGAGCACUCCUCUUCUAAGCCACCAUGGUUCGAACGUCCUGCCAUGCCACUCUGGGGCCAACAGCAACAGUUUGACCAAGGGUUUAAUGCUCCACAUCAAGGACCACCUCAUUGCCAGCCCUGGAAUAACAAUCAUGAAGGCAUGUGGAAUGACCAGCGGGAACAAAAUUGGAACAACCAACGGGAUGCUCCUUGGAACAAUCAGCAUGAGCCAUCAUGGAAUAAUCAGUUUGAACCCCCAUGGAACAACCAGCAUGAGCCACCCUGGGGAGGGCAGCGGGACCCACCGUUCAGAAUGCAGCGACCUCCACACUUCCGCCAGCAGCCCCCAUUCCCACCCCACCAGCAGCACCCACCAUUCAACCAGCCUCCACACCCCCACAACUUUAACCGCAUUCCUCCGCGGUUCAUGCAGGAUGACUUCCCUCCUCGACACCACUUCGAUCGUCCUCCAUAUCCUCCGCACCAUUUUGACUAUCAACAAGGAGACUUUCCACCAGAUAUGGGCCCUCCUCAUCAUCCUCCACACCGAAUGCCUCCGCCAGGAAUGGGAGAACCCCCUCCAUGGGGUGGGCCCCAGCACCCAGAUUUUGCUGGUCCCCCUCCAGGUUUUAAUGGACAGCCUCCCCAUAUCAGACGGCAAGGGCCCCCUCCACCACAGAUCAGCCCGGAUGAUCCUAGCCUGGUACCCAAUGUGCCAUAUUUCGAUCUCCCAGCAGGAUUAAUGGCACCACUGGUGAAGCUGGAAGACCAUGACUACAAGGCUCUGGAACCUAAAGACAUGCGCCUUCCACCUCCAAUGCCACCUAAUGAGAGGCUUCUUGCUGCAGUUGAAGCAUUUUACAGCCCACCAUCACAUGACAGACCAAGAAACAG